AGAGGAUCAACUUCGUUUACUGUUUGCUUUUCUAACUUCAAGCAUUCACAGCCCUUCCAGAUGCAAUAGCUUGGACCUUUCUCAUUACCAAAACAAACAGAAGAAAUCUCAACCAUCCAAUCUCCACCAAAUCAAGAUUGGUGGGCCAAGUCAUUGAUCUUUCCACACAUUAGCCAUCUAAUCUACCGGUCUAGAAAACACCACAUUUCAUCCAUAAAAAACCACACUUUUCUUUUUGCCGUCCCCCCACUUUGGAAACACGUACCCCUAAAGUUUAAAAAGAAAUAAAAAGAAACCCCCGAAUCGCCUCAACACUUUCAUCCUCAUCAACCUUCAUGCUCCUUCACUCCCAUUGAACCAAUCUCAGCCGUUGAUCUUUCCCUGAUCCAUGACCCUUAUGUACUUCAUAUCUAGGGUUUCCAUUUCCAACACCACCAUCAUCUCCCGCCACCACCAUGUCUUCCAAGAUCAACGGCAAUGUUUCGCCUCAGCAGUGUCCCCACCUCCUCGACUUCCGCUCUCGCAACGGCUCCAAGCCGUUUCGCGCGCUCCAGGACUGCAUCCGCGUCAAGCCGCCCGGCGGUCGCGCCGCCAUACGGAGGGAACCCUCCGAGGUUCCUGGAUGUGGAACGUGCGAGGAAUCCUCCCGUCCGAGGCUCUAUGCGUGUGUCGCCUGCGCGGCCGUGUUGUGCCACUCGCCUCCACUUCACUCCCACGCGUCGACUCACGCGCUUUCCAACCCCGGUCAUGAGAUCGCCGUCGACGUCGACCGUGCUGAGCUAUUUUGCUGCGUGUGCCGUGAUCAGGUCUACGAUCGCGACUUCGACUCCGCUAUCGUUCUCGCUCAAAGCAUCAACGCCAUCGCCACCGCAACCACCUCCACGUCCGGAGCCACCGCAAUGCAAUGCAACGUUGCCGGAUCUCAACCGGAGAAUCUCCGGAAGCGCCGUCGUGUAGAUUACCGUCCCUGGGCUCCUGAUUCAAGAGAACAUGUCAUCAUCGGAAACCAUUCGAUCCUUCUCCACGACGCGACCAAUGCCUCAUUGAUUUCGUCAACAGAAUUACCUCGGGGAUUACGCGGAUUGAAUAAUUUGGGGAAUACUUGCUUUAUGAGUUCAGUUUUACAAGCAUUGCUCCAUACGCCGCCGUUGCGAAAUUAUUUCUUAAGCGAUCGUCAUAAUAGAUAUUAUUGUCAGCAAAAAAAUGGUGCUUUUAAUGGUACUAAAAAUUCAAUAUUGUGUUUGGCUUGUGACAUGGACGCGAUGUUUUCGGCUGUGUUUUCGGGGGAUCGGACUCCUUAUAGUCCAGCUAAGUUCUUGUACAGUUGGUGGCAACAUGCGGCAAAUUUGGCUAGUUAUGAGCAGCAGGAUGCCCAUGAAUUUUUCAUUUCCGUGCUUGAUGGAAUUCAUGAAAAGGUGGAGAAGGAUAAAACGAAGUCACGGAGUCCAGGCAGUGGAGAGUGUUGCAUUGCACAUAGAGUUUUUUCUGGUAUUCUGCGAUCUGAUGUCAUGUGUAUGGCUUGUGGUUUCACAUCAACAACAUAUGACCCAUGUGUGGACAUCUCCCUGGACUUGGAACCAAACCAAGGAGGUUCUGGGAAGUCUUCAUCCGCAAAAUCCCACAGUUCUUGCAAUGUUGAGGCAGAUUGCAAGGGUUCAAACCAAAACUGUGGGAUAUCUACCUUAAAGGGUUGCUUAGAACGAUUCACAAGAGCUGAGAAGUUGGGCUCUGACCAGAAAUUUUUCUGCCAAAAGUGUCGGGUGAGACAAGAGUCUCUUAAGCAGAUGUCCAUCAGAAAACUUCCAUUGGUUUCGUGCUUUCAUAUUAAAAGAUUUGAACAUUCUUCAAUACGAAAGAUGUCAAGGAAGGUUGACCGAUAUCUGCAGUUCCCAUUCUCAUUGGACAUGGCUCCUUAUCUCUCUUCCUCCAUUUUGAGGAAUAGAUUUGGAAACAGAAUCUUCCCUUUUGAUGGAGAUGAACAGGAUGCGUCCAAUGAGUUAUCAUCGGAAUUUGAGUUGUUUGCUGUUGUUACACACACAGGUAGAUUAGAUGCUGGCCAUUAUGUGACUUAUUUGAGAUUAAGUAACCAAUGGUAUAAGUGUGAUGAUGCUUGGAUUACUAGAGUUAAUGAUAGCAUUGUCAGAGCUGCACAAGGAUACAUGAUGUUUUAUGUACAGAAGAUGCUAUACUAUAAAGCAAGUGAAAAACAAGCUGCCUCAUGAUAUGAUGUUCAGAGGUAAGAAUUUGGUUUUCGAUUCAAAUCAUGUAGGGCACAAGGUGGGCAACAUCAUUUGAAGUUGUGGUUAAUAUGGAAUUACACAUCAGAUGUCAUGGCUAGUUUUGUAUCCCAGGAAAACAAGUUUCAUCAAGCUGCUCUGCUCGUUGUUAAGAGAUCAGGCUGCUUGUUCAUUUCAAGCACUUCAAGGGGAAAUUUAUGAUUCUCGAUUGGAGUGUUAAGUGAGCCUAAAUUUUUGAGGCACUCCAAUUUUCAGGAAAAAUCAAAUUUGUGAGGUAUGGAUUCCUUGAAAUGAUUUCUGAAUUUCUUUUUCCUCCUCAUUCAAGUGUUGGCCUAUUGAUUUUUUUUUCUACUAAUCAUUUCCCACAUCACAUGGCAUAUCUAUGCCAACAGACUGAUUUACAAUUAUUGAUUUCAUAAAAGUAAAGUUCUUACUUGGAAAGCACUCACCAUCCCUGAUAUGACCCUGGCUAUUUAUUUAAUAUUUAUCUGAAUGAACAGUACUAAAUUGGAGUACGCAAGAAAAUAAUAAAAAAAGUUAAAUCUAAAACAAUUCUCAUUGCAGGAUCAUCUAUGGCACAUGGAGAGUUGAUAAAUGAUAAACCAGGCACUUGAAACAUAAUGAUAAUUUAAAUAUAAAAAAAAAAUGUACACUGGCUUUAUAUGAACAGUAAUUUUAAACUUGUUAUUCCCCUGUUUUCUGGCUCCGAGUCCUAUUCCAGUUAUCUUUUACUACCAAUUUCUUCUUUAAUGCUGAAUCAAUGAUGUUCUGAUGUAAUGAGGUGCUUGGAUGAUAGACUUUUGUUCGUUUAACUCAUGAUCUCAACCAAGGUAAAAGAUUUUCAUAUUUUUGGAAACGUAGAGGAGUGGCAUAUGGCCAAAAGGUGAUGGUGUCACGCUCCCGUUUAU
Messenger RNA from Durio zibethinus, 3145 nucleotides. RefSeq names its product ubiquitin C-terminal hydrolase 22-like. Gene Ontology annotation, biological process: protein deubiquitination. NCBI's taxonomy places the organism in Eukaryota, Viridiplantae, Streptophyta, Magnoliopsida, Malvales, Malvaceae. The record is from RefSeq and is a predicted model, not a curated record. Gene Ontology annotation, molecular function: cysteine-type deubiquitinase activity; zinc ion binding.